AUGGUCUCGCACCUUUUCAUUGUAUGCUUGAGACGGAGGUCUGGGAUAGCUGACGUCCCUCUUUCAUAUCCGAGAGCAGGAUGCACUCACGUGCCCCCUUUUCCGCCACAACGGGAUGAGCCACAUUCUCCUUCCUUUAUACGUGAAUUGAAAAAUACAAAUUUUGUUUUACCUAGGGAUAGAUUGCGCGACGGAAUCUCGAUUGAUACCCCAAUGAUCGAUCAAAGAAAAAGAUUAGAAGUCGUUCAAUUUUCCCUUCUGAAGAUUGAACAAGAGGUAUAUGACGUGAACAUUAAUCUUUAUCAGAUAAUUUAUGACAUAGAUAUUAUCCAUCAAAUGGUGGUCAGGCUGGGUGAGGUAGUUGUAGCAGGUCGUGAGUUAAUUAGAAGUUAUGAAGGCCUCUAUUUGCUCCAAAGGAAUUCCAAGCAAAACAUUUCUGUUUUGCACAACACUUCCAUGGAUACAAUGAAUUAUGUUGUUAAGUUCCAUGAACUGGGUUGA
Lactuca saligna is the source of this 501-nucleotide messenger RNA. The record is from the annotation of a GenBank genome assembly. NCBI's taxonomy places the organism in Eukaryota, Viridiplantae, Streptophyta, Magnoliopsida, Asterales, Asteraceae.